Messenger RNA from Schistocerca americana (American grasshopper), 5186 nucleotides. RefSeq lists its product as uncharacterized. The record is from RefSeq and is a predicted model, not a curated record. Bases 124 to 4068 code for a protein of 1314 amino acids. Gene Ontology annotation, cellular component: extracellular matrix. Gene Ontology annotation, molecular function: protein binding. The transcript has 9 exons. Lineage: Eukaryota; Metazoa; Arthropoda; Insecta; Orthoptera; Acrididae.
UGAGAGAGAGAAGCAGCGUGAGGAGAUUGUCAGUUGACCGUGUUUCAGCGCUGUGCAGUGCAACCUUGUCAGUUUCUAGCAUUAUUCAUCCGGAAUCCAGUUCUACGUCCUUCUAAGGUGGCGAUGGACUGGCGCGUGAGGAUAGCGUGGUGGCUGCUGGUGGUGCUCCUGCUCGCAUCCGUCACGACCCCCGCAGAGGGGGGCAGAGGAGGGGGGUCCCGCGGCGGGGGUUCGCGGGGCGGUGGCGGCCGUGGCUCGGGGUCUACCUGGAGCAGGAACAGGAACAGGAACAGCGGCAGUGACAGCCACAGUUACAAGCACGUCACAUCGAAGCCCGUCACCCAGAGGUACAGUGGCAAGCUGAAAACGACCCCAAAGACCAAGGACCAUUGGUCUUCACACUACACAACCAGCAGACCUAUUGGAUGGAAAAUACCCCCUCUACGCAAGGAAGACAGUGGUAGUGCAAACAGCAUCGGUGGCCAUCGGUACAAGCCGACAGAAGACUCCCGAAAAGCUGUCACAGAAAAGUACAACCGGCACUACAAGCCGACCGAGGCCGUUCCUGUUGCCACGACACACCGUCACCGACACGGGCACCAGAACCACACCAAGUCCUCGAUCUCGAAGCAUGACACUACGAGCUCACAUAAUGUUUCCAGACACGGGGGAAAUCUGUGGCCUUUUCAGCCGACACAGCGGCCGAGCCUCCACACGAAGGCCCCGGUCACCAGUUCCUACAACAGGUCUCGUGAUGCAUUCCAGGCUGGAGGAAUUCCAGGUCACCUCCAACCGUCACAGGAACCCAGCCACCGUGUGAACCACUGGCCACCACUUCCUGCAUCCACGACUGGGCCCAUUGGAUGGAAUGUACCAGGGACAAACCAUCAAGGUUCCCAUGCUCAGCCUCCUGGUCCAGGCUGGAAUUUGCCAGGAACAAACACGAACAAGCAGCCUCCUGGACCAGGCUUUAACAUCCCAGGGACAAACACAAACAAGCAACCUCCUGGACCGGGCUUCAAUGUGCCGGGCACGAACCCGAACCAACAAGGUUCGCACGCUCAGGCUCCUGGCCCCGGCUGGAAUGUUCCAGGCGGCAGUGCCAAGCAGCAGCCUUCAGCCUCUGACCUCAACCCACCCCAUCAGGCACAGCAGGGCUGGAACGUAGGAAGUGGUACGGGAAGCAAGACAGCUGACUACCCACGGCAGCCACCAUACAACCCCAAUUAUCAUGGGACACAACAGGCACCACCUCCUUAUAACCCAAAUUAUCACGGCACUCAACAGGCACCGCCACCGUACAACCCAAAUUACCACGGCACGCAGCAGGCCCCACCACCGUACAGCCCUCCAGGCCAUGCUCCCCCUGCCUACAAUCCAAACCAGCCACCUCCAGCGUACAGCCCAGGCCACCCGCCAGCCUAUCCGGGCUACCCGACCCAUCAGGCUGGAUACCCUGGCUACCAACAGGGCUACUCCGGCUAUCAAAACCAUCCGGGUGGUUACUCUGGGUAUCCCGGCCAUUACGGAGGCUACCAUCAGGGUUACCCAUCGUACUCGGGGGGUGGUGGUGGUGGUGGUGGUUACUAUGGCUACCAGCAAGGUUACCCUGGAUCUCCAGGCUUUGGUCAUUAUCCGGGUGGCUACUAUCCUGGUGGUGGCUCACAGUGGAGUCCUCCGGGCUACACCUCCAGCUACAGUAUGAUGCCAGGGCUCUUCGGUGGAUAUGGCGGUGGAGGCGGCGGCUUUUUCUCGUCGAGCUACCAUUCCAGCCCAUUUGGAUACUCGAAGAGUUAUUUCAGGCCAAGUUUCCCGAUGAUCAUCUUCUUGCCGAUGCCACACUACCACUACCCUCCAAGCAUUCCACCGAGGAGGACUUGGGGCUGUGACUGCUACGUCCAGGACAAAACAGCGGUGUGCACAUACAAGCUAAAGGAUGACCACAUACCUUCAUGUGUGAGUUCGUCUGUCACUGCAGUGUUCAUCCAGUCGAGGGAGGUGGACCGGCUGUCGGUUGACGCAUUCAGGCACGUUCCUCGUCUGGAAUAUUUAAACAUAACGGACACAAAGCUCAGAUCACUCCCAAGGGAUCUCUUCCGUGACACCAGAGACUUGAAGCAUCUGCUUGUUCAAAACAAUCCUAACUUGAGAUCUUUGGACAAUGAUGUCUUCAGAGAUGCUAGCAAGCUUGAGGAUGUAAUUCUGGACCGGAAUGACAUCAGUUCACUGGACCGAGAUGUGUUCACACACCUGACGAAUGUCAAGAGGCUGAACCUGGCCUACAAUAAAAUCAGGAGUCUGCCUGAGGGGAUCUUCAGAGAUAACCGUGAACUACAGGAGCUAGGGCUGUCAGGGAACCCAUUGCGCAUUACGGCAGAUACAGCAAGGGACCUGCUGAGAAACAAUGCCAAACUGCGAGUGCUUCUGAUGCGCGACUGCAAACUGGAGGACCUUCCGACUGGCCUUCUGAGAAAUGCGUCGAAUCUGGAAUGGCUGGACCUGUCGAGUAAUGACAUCUCACAGUUCCCCUCAGACUUCAUUCAGGAUUGCACGAAGCUGGCCUAUUUAGGAUUGGCCUACAACAAGCUUAAGGUUCUCAGUUCAGAUGUACUGCACCAGCGUGGUGGAUCUCUUGCAACUUUGGCACUUGAAGGCAACCCUUGGCGCUGUGACUGCAACCUUCUGCCCCUGGCCGGCUGGGCCACGUUGAGAAAAGAUGCGGUACCGGGACGGCCCAAGUGCAGCUCCCCACACGACGUCGAGGAUGAGCCCCUGCAGCGCUGGUUCCACAGCAAAGACGCGAUGAAGUGCGGUGGAGCCACCACGUCGCUGCGCACGGACCUGAACCGAGUACUGUCUGUGGCUCGUGCCAUCGCCAAGCAGGGACCGAGCUUCUUCGCAAACCUGCUCCCCGUCUCUGACGAGGAAGUCGGCUUCACCGCUACAAAUUACUUUUCGUACGCCAUGGCGGCCCGGACCGACGCCGACGUCGACAGCGUGGUGUGGCACUGGGCGCGGUUUCUCGAGAAGGUCCUAGACAGGCGGCACCUCCGCUACAGCAAAUUGGUUGCCGAGAAGGGCAUAGACCAGAUCGGCAUGGACAGGAUGCUGCUGCUCAGCAAGGAGACUGAGAAAGAUCCUCUGAAAGUUAACAUUGACGUCCUGAUGGAUCCACUCACAACCACCACCUCGAAGCCACCGGCAGCCAGAGCUAUCGAGCGGCCACUGAGGCCGAAGGGCUUCGAACCUCUUGUGAAUUUCACUUACAUUAUGAAUAAUGUCCCAGAGAACAUUACAAAAGUAGUUGACGACGGUAUUGAGGAAGAGCUGAAGAUUCUGUUCGGAGUCAUCAAUGGCACUAAUGCCACCAGCCCGAAUGCUACAGCAGCCAAUGCGACAGCAUCGAAUUCUACAGGUAAUAUCACGACUGGCUCCCCAAACACUACUAUUGCCGCCACAAACGUGACCCUGGCUCCUUUCUUGCAAAAUAGUGCUCCUGUCACAACAACACCUGCAAGUCUGGCACCUGCCGUUACCUCCACCCCUUCUCCAUCCAAUCUGUCUUCUGUAAUGGCCGUAUCUACAAGUACACCUCUUUCACCUAAUGCUUCCAUUGUGAUGCCUGUCAACACGAUCCCAAAUACGACCUCACUUGUUAACGGUACUUCUCCCGAUAACCGGAACGUAACGAACUCUACUUCGUCCCUGGCAGGUCUCAAUGCGACUGCUGCAUCUGCCAAUGGCACAUCGGUGCCACCAAAGAAGCUGAAUGCCACAGAGCAGGUCGUGGCUGGCCUGCGUUCUGAGCUUCGCGAGGUGCUUUCCACUCUGCUGCUGAGCAUCGAUCGGGCAAAAUGGGAUGCUGCGUACCAGAAGUCUGUCAAGGAGGAAGAGGAGAAAGCUAAGAAAUCACCGCAGCCGCCAAAUUUUGCACAGCAACCGAAACCACCCACUGCUGAGAUGAACACGAGGGUUGCAGGAAGCAGUGCAGAAAGCUGUGUAUUGAUGCAACCUCGACUUACUGUACUUAUUGCUUUUCUGACUCUACUGGCUCAUCCUCUUGUGUAACUGCUCUGUAGAACUGAGCAUGCAAUAGCCAGCUUUUGGUAUUUCAGCCACAAUUUAAUAUAAAAUGCGUUUUCAUUAUCUGUGUGCAUGUCAUUGUCUUUAUUCCUCUUUCACUGCUUAUGAAUUGAAAAUUCGGGUGUACUUUGCCGAAGGAUGUCCUGGGAACAGUUGUUUCUUUGAGUGGAAUCAUUUAGGAAAAGCUGCCUGAAUGAAAUUCUAGGUGCCUGUGAAUGACUUCUGGCUUGAUGCAUUAUAUCUAAUCCUUUGAUUUAAAGGAUUUAUUUAUUAGGAAAGGAACAUAAACAAGCAGCAACUGGCAGGCUUCAUAUUCUAUCCAAAGACCUAUUUCUUGAAAUCAGUGCCAACUGCAGUACAUAAUUGACUGAAGAGCUAAUUUUAUUAUUUAAUGAAUCACUCAUGAGUAAAUAAGAGAUCAGGUUUGAUUGCAUAAUAUUGGAUAACAGACUUCAUUGUUUGAUUGCUUGGCCUUGUACAAUAAGGUAACUUCUGUUGUCGAACUGCUUAGUUACUGCAUGUUGAAGGACGUUGAUGUUAUGCGUAGACCGCUCACUGUUCAAUUGUUCACACAGCAGUGGCUUGCAACCUUAUCAAGAAUGAAGCAUGUACAGUUUCUUGUGAACAUAAAUGCUGUACUAUAAUAAUUGUAUCACAUAUUGUAGCACAUCUUUGUUAUUUGUGCUGAAAAAAUUCCAUGAAAGGUGCUUUGUUCAUAAAUUACUUAGUUAUUACUAUUCAAUAUCUGUGUUGUUGUUGGAGAACUUCCAAAUGUUAACACUGUUUGAGAAGUGUCAGUCUUGGUGUUGUAGUUUUGUCUUUCCCAUUCCCAUUUGCACAAUCCCCACUUAUUUACAUAGAUGUGUUGUAAUAGAGAGCAUAAACCACAUAAGAAACUUAUAAAAGAAAUUUACAUGCUUUGAGGCAGUGACCAAAAUCCAGCAGUAAGGAGUUGAGAAUGUGUGUGUGCAUGUGUAUAGGUGUGUUGCACGAUUUUGUAGACUUAACAGUAUUAGUAAAUGCAUGAUGCCUGUUACAUGUUUUAGAUUCUUUACUUGUUAUUCAAUAAGCACUCCUACAGCUUUUAUAUUUCUGUUUUUUUU